Ostertagia ostertagi is the source of this 369-nucleotide messenger RNA. Lineage: Eukaryota; Metazoa; Nematoda; Chromadorea; Rhabditida; Trichostrongylidae. The record is from the annotation of a GenBank genome assembly.
UCAUCCCUUUCGCUCGAUGUGGGAUUCCAUGUCGUGGUGCAUGAGCCCAAUAAAGAAGUCUCAGUGAAAUCCCACGGUCUCUCAGUCCCGCCAGGAGCCGCCCUUCACGCUGGCAUUUCCUACAGAAAUGUGUCUUAUUUGCCAAGGUCUGACUGGGGACUAUGUCAGCGAGAAUGGGAUCAGAAGCUCCAUGGCCCGGUGCUAACGGAACUCGAGUACACUUCAGCUCAUUGCGAAUGGAAUUGCCUUGCGCAGGAAUGGCUGCGUACGUGUGGGUGCCAACCGAUGGUGCUGCUUCCCUUGAAGAUUUCCUCUGAUGCGGGCAUAUGCACACCUUAUGACAUUAAGAGAUGUGCUGAUUUCGUUCAU